Messenger RNA from Solanum stenotomum, 1312 nucleotides. Its product is annotated as NDR1/HIN1-like protein 10. Gene Ontology annotation, cellular component: plasma membrane. The transcript has 2 exons. The record is from RefSeq and is a predicted model, not a curated record. Lineage: Eukaryota; Viridiplantae; Streptophyta; Magnoliopsida; Solanales; Solanaceae. The coding region runs from base 140 to 883 and encodes 247 amino acids.
CUAGACUCCUUACUAGCUGUUGAAUUAACAAUGACCACAAAGUCCUUUUCUCCUUUCGUCCUCUUAUAGAUUCGUCACCGACUUUUCUUCACUUUCCACUCCACUCUCCCACUACUGCAGAUGCUCCAUAUUCUCCGCCAUGGCUGACCCGAAUCGACCCGUUACCGGUUACCCCGCCGCCGCCGGUCCUCCUCCAAACCACAAUGGCUACCCCUCUGCUCAACCUCCACCUCCGGCCACCGCCUACCCUUACGCUGCACCACCGUAUUACAACAACUACCCCUACCCAGACCCUUACGCGGCCCAGCGUAAUACCUUUCUCCGACGAGUGAUAGCUAUACUUGUUGCUUCUACGAUCAUCACCGGAACAAUUCUCUUUGUCAUCUGGAUUGUCAUUCUUCCACGCAUCCCUGAGUUUCAAGUCGACUCGCUCUCUGUUUCUAACCUCAAUCUGUCGAAUUCCCUCAUAACUGCUAACUGGGAUCUCCGAUUUACUGCCAGGAAUCCAAACAAGAAGCUUACUCUGUACUACGACGAAAUUGCUGCUGCGAUUUUCUAUGAUUCACUCUCAAUUGCUGAUACUACGGUUCCACCUUUCUUUAUGGAUAGGGUAAACGAGACUUCCCAGGAGGUUAGAUUUGUUGCGUCUGGGGCGUAUGUGGAGAAAUGGGCUUUUGAGGGUAUGGGAAAAGAGAGGGUUGAAAAGGCAAGUGUUAGAUUCAAUGUGAGGAUGGUAGCUAGGGUUAGUUUUAAAGCUGGAGCUUGGAGAGCAAGGAGGAGGUAUUUGAGAGUUUACUGUGGGGAUUUGUCAGUUGGAGUUGCGUUAAACAAGUCUUCUGGGAACUUGCUUGGAGGACAAAGGCAGUGUCGGGUUGGGCUGUGAUGGUGGCGUUUUAACUGAGGUUACAAAUCCCACUUGUUAUGGACAAUUACUUGUAGUUAUCUUUGAAGUGACUGGUGACCUGAUAGUAUGAAAGUUCUAUUACACUGUAAGUGUGUAAAAGUAAGCUCUUCCAUAUCCUACCUUGUUGAAGCCAACAAUUCCCAUUUCCAGCUAUGCGUAGGGAAUGGAAUCUCCAGGAGUUGUUAUCCUUUGUGCAUGUUUUUACUCCCCAUCAGAUGAUUUACGAGAGUUCUUUUGGUUCUGGUGCUAUAAGUCAUCAUCACUUCCAUUUUUUCUGUAGAAUGUCUUGUAUAAACUGUUUCUUCGACUGUAAAAGCUUACAGCUCCAACUUAGUAUAUAUCUUUACUUCCAGUUUAUUUGUAUUGAAUUGUUAUUCCACUUGUUUUUGCUCUAGACCGGAAGUAAAA